This is a messenger RNA of Stomoxys calcitrans (stable fly), 1725 nucleotides long. RefSeq names its product cyclin-dependent kinase 9 (gene Cdk9). Gene Ontology annotation, biological process: protein phosphorylation. Gene Ontology annotation, cellular component: nucleus. The transcript is spliced from 3 exons. The coding region runs from base 225 to 1433 and encodes 402 amino acids. The record is from RefSeq and is a predicted model, not a curated record. Gene Ontology annotation, molecular function: ATP binding; cyclin-dependent protein serine/threonine kinase activity. Lineage: Eukaryota; Metazoa; Arthropoda; Insecta; Diptera; Muscidae.
AAAAAGUAUUGCGAAAUUAGACUUAAUUCUUAGAAAGUUAUACUAUUUUUAUGUACCUUCACAGAACUAACAAACACAAGUACCAAACCUCCUGAGCACAAGGCAACUAAAACGGGAAUAUCAUCACAAAUUUGUGGUGGAACUGGACACUCCAAAUAACUCUCAUCCUCCACAUAAAAUCUAUGAUAUCCUAGUGUUUUGCGAAUAUUGGGAUAUUCAUCAUCAUGUCCAACCAUACCAUGCAGCAACAACAGAUAAUGCCUCGUGUUUCGACACCUGGUUCAUCCUCGCGGACCAUGUCCCUAGCUGAGAAACAGAAAUAUAUAGAAGACUAUGAUUUUCCCUAUUGCGACGAAUCAUCCAAAUAUGAAAAGGUGGCCAAAAUUGGUCAGGGCACUUUUGGCGAAGUGUUCAAGGCCAGAGAGAAGAAAAGUAAUAAAAAAUUUGUAGCCAUGAAAAAAGUACUUAUGGACAAUGAAAAAGAAGGUUUUCCCAUCACUGCCCUUAGAGAGAUAAGAAUUCUGCAAUUGCUGAAACAUGAAAAUGUGGUUAAUCUCAUUGAGAUUUGUCGAACCAAGGCAACUGCAAAUAAUGGCUAUCGUUCCACAUUUUACUUGGUGUUUGACUUUUGCGAACAUGACUUGGCCGGCUUGCUGUCCAAUAUGAAUGUUAAAUUUAGUUUAGGCGAAAUUAAGAAAGUCAUGCAGCAGUUGCUAAAUGGUCUAUAUUAUAUACACAGCAAUAAGAUCCUUCAUCGUGAUAUGAAAGCUGCAAAUGUUUUAAUAACAAAACAUGGUGUUCUCAAAUUGGCCGAUUUCGGUUUGGCCCGUGCCUUUAGUAUACCCAAAAAUGAUUCGAAAAAUCGUUAUACAAAUCGUGUUGUCACAUUAUGGUAUCGACCGCCAGAACUUCUACUCGGAGAUCGUAAUUAUGGACCACCUGUGGAUAUGUGGGGUGCUGGUUGUAUAAUGGCUGAAAUGUGGACACGUUCACCCAUAAUGCAGGGCAAUACUGAACAGCAGCAGCUGGUGUUAAUAUCACAAUUGUGUGGUUCAUUUACACCAGACAUAUGGCCAGGCGUUGAAGAAUUAGAACUGUACAAAUCAGUGGAAUUGCCCAAGAAUCAAAAUCGUCGCGUUAAAGAGCGUCUAAGACCCUAUGUUAAAGAUCCCUAUGGCUGUGAUUUACUAGAUAAACUGUUGACCUUGGAUCCCAAGAAACGUAUCGAUGCCGAUACCGCCUUAAAUCAUGACUUCUUUUGGACUGAUCCCAUGCCCUGUGAUCUGGGCAAAAUGUUAUCGCAUCAUUUGCAAAGUAUGUUCGAAUAUUUGGCUCAACCAAGACGUACAAAUCAAAUGCGUAACUAUCAUCAACAAAUGGCCACCAUGAACCAGAAGCCACCAGAUAAUACCAUGAUCGAUCGAGUGUGGUGAAGAUCGACCUACCUAUGUAUAUGCCAAUUAGCUGUUUAGAGUAUCGUUUUGGUAUUAAUGUGCUUCUUCAGUAUGUACAAUUUUCAGACCAAUCAUGAGAUACGAAGAUUAAAUCAUACAAAGUUAAACAUAUUAUGUUUUUAGAUAUAAGUUACUUUGAGGAGCGAAAAAAAAUCCAUAUUAUAGAUUCCUAAGAUAUACAUAUAUCCCAUUUUUUUUUAUUUAUCUAAUUAUUAGUUAGUUUUGUAUAUGCAAUCGAUUUUCCUAUUGUUUGUAUUGAAACAAAUAAAAA